AUGUCUGCCCAUUCUAGGACCCCGGCUGCUCCGCCGUCUGGACCACGCGCCGCAGCAACGCCCUCGCGUGGAGACUUUGGCGCUAACCGAGGCCGAGGUGGAGGCAGAGGCGAUUUUGGUGGCAGAGGCGACUUUGGUGGCAGAGGUGACUUUGGCGGCCGAGGUGGGUUUAACAGCCCUUCAAUCCGUGGUGGCAGAGGCGGCGCCCCUCCUUCUGGUCCCGGCUACGGUCGGGGCGGCAGCUACGCACUACCCAGCAGAAGCGAAAGCUACGACCGGGAAUCAGAAUACGGCACCCCUCCCACUGGUCCAAGCAACGCCGGCGCUCCCCCAGCUGCACCCCGUCACUCCUUCUCCCAAGCUCCUCCCGCUCCCUUCCGCCAGAGCAGCAAUUCCUCAGCAAACACCUAUCCCCACACCCAACGCUUCGGCCCCAACGGCCAAUCCAUCCCAGACACCGUCUCAAGCAACGGCACGCCCACCGGUCCGCGCGCCUCCUCCUUCCGCCAACCCCACGUUCCAGGUCCGCACCCCGCCCUCCUCGACCUCCCCAAACCCAUCGAAGGCGGCCUCAAAGCCGAGCCCAUCGUCGACCGCACCAAACUCACGAAACUGGAAGAAGAUGCCGAGAGGCUGCGCCGCAUCAUCCACGAGAAGGAGGCGAAGAAGCGCAAGGUUGUGCGCGAGUGGGAUCGCUUGAGCCGCGAAACGGAGCUGGCGGGAAUAAGGUCCCAGGCGGCGGAGGAGGCUUUGCGCAAGGGGAGUGGGGAUGUGGUUUUUGCUGAUGGGGCGGGCGCGGCGUUUUAG
Molecule: messenger RNA, 807 nt
Organism: Neohortaea acidophila
Lineage: Eukaryota; Fungi; Ascomycota; Dothideomycetes; Mycosphaerellales; Teratosphaeriaceae
Exons: 1
Coding region: 1-807 (268 amino acids)
Source: RefSeq, a predicted model, not a curated record